AUGCAUGUUAUGAAUUGUGUCUCCGUGGUCAGUGAUAAAGACAACGGGAAUGUCGCCCCAGCUGCUGGAUUAAUGAUCGGGCACACGCCACCCGCAGCGUCUCCUCCACCUCCUCCUCCGCCCCCUCCACCCCCAGGGCUCGCGGCGCCCCCGCCCCCUCCAGGACUGCCCCCACCUUCUCAUGUGAACGGAUACAGUCCCCUGGAGAAGAAGAAGCGAAUGAGGAGCUUCUUUUGGAAAACCAUUCCAGAGGAGCAAGUUCGUGGCAAAACCAACAUCUGGACUUUGGCAGCCAGGCAGCGGCAUCACUAUGAGAUCGACGCCAAGUCCAUUGAGGAGCUGUUUGGGCAGCAAGAAGAUACCACCACCAAGGCUCCCGUUUCUAAGAGAGGAGGCGCUCUAAAGGCAUCCUUCAGGGAGCCUCGCGAAGAGAUUACUGUCCUGGAUGCAAAGCGGAACAUGAACAUUGGGAUAUUCCUUAAACAGUUUAAGAAGUCUCCUCAGUCCAUUGUAGAAGAUAUCCAUCAGGGAAACAAUGAGCACUACGGAUCAGAGACGUUGCAAGAGUUUCUCAAGCUUUUGCCAGAGCCAGAAGAGAUAAAGAAAUUAAAAGCUUUUACUGGAGAUGUGUCCAAACUGUCGCUGGCAGACUCCUUUCUGCACUACUUAAUUCAGGUGCCAAAUUACUCACUUCGGAUUGAAGCCAUGGUGCUACGGAAGGAAUUUGUACCUUCUUGUUCUUCUUUAUACACAGACAUAACAAUUUUAAGAACUGCUACGAAAGAGUUGAUGUCGUGUGAGGAGCUGCAUUCUAUAUUACAUUUGGUGCUCCAGGCUGGAAAUAUCAUGAAUGCAGGAGGGUAUGCUGGCAAUGCCGUGGGAUUUAAACUGUCUUCUUUACUCAAAUUGGCAGACACAAAAGCUAACAAACCAGGGAUGAAUCUUCUGCACUUUGUGGCACAGGAGGCUCAAAAGAAAGAUACCAUUCUUCUAAAUUUUUCGGAAAAAUUGUAUCACGUGCAGGAGGCUGCUAGAUUAUCUCUGGAUAGCACAGAGGCAGAGCUGCACUCGCUGACUGUCAGGACGAGAUCGCUCCGGGAAAACAUCCAGCGAGACAGAGAACUUUGUCAGCAGAUGGAAGCUUUCCUUCAGUUUGCUUUGGAAAAGCUGUCUGAACUGGAGCACUGGAAACUGGAGCUGCAGGACGAGGCUCACACCCUUAUAGAUUUUUUCUGUGAAGACAAAGAAACCAUGAAACUGGAUGAAUGUCUGCAGAUAUUCAGAGACUUUUGUACCAAAUUCAACAAGGCAGUUAAGGACAACCAGGACCGGGAGGUGAAGGAGCUGAGGCAGCAGCGGCGGCAGAGAGAGCUCGAACAGAAGCGGUGUUCCUGGGCGGAGGGCGAGCUUGGGGGCUUUGGGCGGAGCAGUAGUGAGAAUGAUGUGCAGCUGCUGACCAAGAAGGGUGCGGAGGAUCUGCCCCCUUUCCUGUACUCUAGGCCCAUCAGCCCCUCCUACCGGCCCCCCAACACCCGCCGCUCCCGCCUCUCCCUGGGCGCCACUGCUGACCGGGAGCUGCUGACCUUCCUGGAGGGCUCCACUGACAGCUCCGAGGACCUCACCAAGUUCAACAGCCUGCCCCGGAGAAGCCCCCGGCAGGCCCGGCCUACAGUAGCCUGGAUAGAGCCUGAAAACUCCCAGUCCGACCUUACGCACGGACCUCAGGCUGUAGAGGGCCAAGUGGAAGCCUCCAGCCCAUCCUCAGUGUGGCAGUGCCAGCUUGCAGCCCCCCGGCCUGAGGAUUUUGCCUUUCCCCGAGUGAGGCGCCGCGUCAGCAUCCUUCGAAAGAGGAACAGUGAACCUGUGGGCCUGCACCCGGGCCGGUCUCCUCCGCACUCACCACUGACUCUGGAGAUUAAGGAGCAUGAGCUGGUGACGGGGCUAACCCAGUUCGACCUGCAGGGAUCUAGGAGCCCAGUGGAGGUGCCCCAGCUGGUCCUGAAUGAUGUCAGCCCCGUGAAACUAGCACCUCUGCAGGAGGGUAGUCUCCAGUCCCCGGAUACCAGUGAUCCAAGUCUCAUUCCCUGUAGUCCAGAUUCCCGGGAAGGCCUUGAUCCAGCCCUGGAAGAUGGCAGAACGGCCUCAGACCAACAACCCAGCAGCGAGGCUUUGGUGUCUGUGGGUAGCAGUGACCUUGAACACAAGGAGGCGGGGCCUUUGCUGUAUAUCUCAGACACCACUGACUGCUCCCUGACCCUGGACUGCUCGGAGACUGACUCCAGGCCUGGGACUCAGGAGCCGGAAGAGAGUGGGGACAAGGACGGCUCUGUGUCUUCUGGAGCUGGGGAGACAGGGACCAGCCAGAUCUCCUCCAACCCUGCCUCCAGCCCUCCCGAGGAGGCCCCCACUCUGGUUUCCCAGAAGAGUGAGCCCCCCUCCAAGAAUGUGCUUCCCAAGGACAGAGCCACCAAAAGUAAGGAUGUGAUAGUACCAAAGAGAAGUUCCUUCAAGGAGUCGGCCCCGGAGACCUCCAAGCCCAGCGGCACCCGGAGGAGCCUGGGGUCCACGUCAGGGUCGCCGUCCAAGCCUGUGCGGACCUUGCACGCCUCUGAGAACGAGACUAUGCGCAAGGUCCUGCCCAUCUCCAAGUCCAGCAGGGGCACUAGGGGCUGGAGUCGGCCCGAGCCAUCCCGGGUAGCACCCCGAGAGACCCCCAGCACAGAGACUCUUCUAUCUCGCCGGAACUCCAUGCGAGGGACCUUGGACACCUCGCCCAGGCGGCAGUCCACGGGCUCCACGGCAGGUCUGCGCGAGGAGCAGAAAUCCCAGCGGGUUGGCAGCAGCCCCAGUGGCACCCGGCGGGUGAAGGAGCCCACCUUGCCACCCCGGAGCUCUUUCAAGAAGCCCAGCGCCAAACCCCUCAGGAACGUGCCCAGGCUGAAGCCGGAGGAAAACAAGAGCUGCUGCUCCAACCCUCAGGGCACCGAGAGCCCUGAAGAAGAGUCCAAGACACCACCACCGGUCCCCAGUCUCCCCCGGGCCCCGGCUCCCAUCCCCAGCUUCGCUCGAAGCACAGUGGCCUCCUCUUCACGGUACAUGAGAACUGACACGCCUCUUGGUACCAAAGCCCCUGGCCUCACCCGGGCAGUCUCACAGCGGCAGCUGAGGGUCAAGGGCGGUCCUGAGGACAGUUCCCCCAAAGACAGCCCUUUGCGGCGGGCCAGUAGUGCCCGCACUCAUAAGAAGGGCCCAGAGUCGCCCGAGGGGAACAGUGUCAGCGCAGAGGCACCUCUGAAGGGCAGGGGGUCCGGGGAGAGGGCCUCCUUCAGACAGAAAGACUCAAAGAGGACCACACUAGGGAAGAUACUGAACCCCUUGCGGAAAUGA
Messenger RNA from Elephantulus edwardii (Cape elephant shrew), 3387 nucleotides. It is a transcript of the gene FHDC1, whose product is annotated as FH2 domain containing 1. Gene Ontology annotation, cellular component: actin filament; cytoplasm. The coding region runs from base 1 to 3387 and encodes 1128 amino acids. The transcript has 12 exons. Lineage: Eukaryota; Metazoa; Chordata; Mammalia; Macroscelidea; Macroscelididae. The record is from RefSeq and is a predicted model, not a curated record. Gene Ontology annotation, biological process: actin filament polymerization. Gene Ontology annotation, molecular function: microtubule binding; actin binding.